GCUGAAGUCCAGCACAGUUGUCUCCGGCACUGAGUGGUAGAGCACAGCGGUAAAACUUCCUUUAAAGUUUGUGGCAAAAGGUGUUGGAAACUUUCAAAAUGAAGACGUUUGUAAUUUUAUUAAGUUUUCUUGUCUGCUGCGUAACAGCAGGACGUUUGGGUUUGACUCAAAAACUUUUAUGGCUGGACUCUGUACGCCAAGGACAACAGGCUGCCCCACUUAGUGAGACACCAUUAUCGGCUUAUUAUGACAACAAUAAGAAGCUAUUUGAUUCUUUAGAUCAAGGUUACACAUCUCAAGGUACGAACGAGCGUCAACAAUUCCUGCUUGAUGUCCUGCUUCAGGUUCAAAAGCCCUUAGUGAACACACAACUCAUCGGACUCGGUCAGAUAUUGGUGACAGAUCCCAAUAAGUAUGUAUUGCCAAACGAUGAAAUUCUACAGCAGUUUUUGCAACAAACCAGCAAUCAGAAUAUUCUGGGACGCAAUGAUGUCUACAACCCAGUCGAUAUGUCAGAUAUACGUCAAUUGGUGGGACUUCAACGUUUCUUUGUGCUAGCCCAGGACUUCACCGUUUUCCAAAAGAAUGUUGUUUACGCGCGCCUUUAUUUCAACCCCGUCAUGUUUGUGGAUGCUCUGUCGCUAGCGAUACGUGACCGUGCAGAUACCCAGGAUCUUGUGAUGCCACCAAUGAACGAGAUCUUACCACAGCUGUACUAUGACAACUAUGUCCUCAACUCUGCACAAAAUGUCGACUAUUACAACUUGAUUAGCCAGGCAACUCGUACAAAUGCAAAGCACAGUCUAUUCGAUGUGUUCGGCUUGGGUGGUUUUGGUUCAUUAUUUCAAGUACGUAAAUAUGGGCUGUUCAACCCAUGGCAACAAAGACGUGUGGAAAUAGCAAACGGCCGUGCUAACAGUGAAAUACAGGCUCAAAUUACUUUGCAAGUGGGGGAACAAGGUGGAGUCUCAACUGACCUAACAAAUGACAUUGAACUCAAUGUGGCAUUUAGCAAUAUUAUCAUCGAUCAACUGGCGCAAACAGUCACUGAGGUCAUUGAAGGAGAACAACAUAUUGGCGGUAUAGGCAGCAAUCAACAAAAGUACCAACAAGGGCAGUACUACCAACAAGGAGAAGGAUCAGACAGUGGUAUUGGAGUAGGUUAUCGGGUUCGCCGAAACAAGCAAGACAUUUAUGAAGGUCAGACCAAUGGUGAAUCCUUGGAUAUACUAGAAGGCAUCAAUGCUGUGUCAAAGCAAAAUGUCGUAAACGCCAACGAAUUGCCCCAAGUGGAUGUUAACAGCCAACACCUUCUGCGUGUCGGACGUAGACAUCGUGGAAAUACUCCUUAUGGUGGAUACUCAAAUUACGUCAACCCUUUCUAUCGCCAACAAAAUCAAUAUAGUUACAACGAUCAGGAAAACGCUUAUGAACGUGGACAAAACCAAGGAACUCAAUAUGGUUACAACAAUCAGGCAUAUGGUUCAUCUUAUGCUCAGCCCAACAGACGUCAACAAAGUCAGGGAGCACAAUAUGGUUCCCCUUAUGGUUACAAGGAUCAGGAAUACGGUUCAUAUUAUGGUAGCCCUUAUGGACACCAGCAAAAUCAGGGAUACUUUUAUGGUCGUGGUCAAAAUCAAGGAGCUCAAUAUGGUUACAACGAUCAGAAAUACGGUUCUUAUUAUGCUGCUCAGCCUUAUGGACGUGAACAAAGUCAGGCAGCUCAAUAUGGUUCAUCUUAUGGUUACAAGGAUCAGGAAUACGGUUCAUAUUAUGGUAGCCCUUAUGGGCACCAGCAAAGUCAAGGGGCCCAGUAUGGUUACCAAAAUCAGGGAUACUCUUAUGGCGCUCGUCAAAACCAAGGAGCUCAACACGGUUCAUCUUAUGUUGCUCAGCCUUAUGGCAGUCAACAAAAUCAAGAAGGUCAAUAUGGUUCACCUUAUGGUUACAAGGAUCAGGAAUACGGUUCAUAUUAUGCCAAUCCUUAUGGACGCCAACAAAAUCAGGGAGCUCUGUAUGGCUACCAAAAUCAGGGAUACUCGUAUGGUCGUGGUCAAAAGCAAGGAGCUCAAUAUGGUUACAAGAAUCAGGAACAAGGUUCAUCUUAUGCUAAUCCGCUUGCGCGUCAACAAAAUCAAGGAACUCAAUAUGGGUACAAGAAUCAGGAAUACGGUUCAUCUCACGCCAGCCCUUAUGGACGACAACAAAAUCAAGAAGCUCAAUAUGGUUACAGGAAUCAGGAAUACGGCUAUGGCGCUAAAGGACCACAACAAUUGCAAUAUCAACGUCAACAACAGCAGUCAUAUCGUGUGCAGCCAUAUGGACAGGAAGAUGUUGUCAGUGUUAAUGAUGUGACCGCGGAUAAUGAUGAUGAAACUGUGGUGGCUCGUCAGGUACGUGACACUGGUAACCGUGGAGAAAGUGGCAGGCGUAAUCGAGGUCACGACUCCAAACGCCACAAUUAUCACUACACAGAACAGUAUCGUGAGCUCGAAAGUUUGCGUGGUGAAAUCGUCCGCAGCAUUGCUGCAACUCAGCAAGUGAGAUACUCUCGUCGCGGGGAAAUACUCUUACAAAGCAUACAAGAGUUGGCUGCUAGGUUGAAUAUGCAGCAAAUUGUUGAGAUCAUUGAAGGAGGCCGUAGCCAGCAACAACAACAGCAAUACCUGCAGAUACAACAGGAAAUCGGUCAAAUCAUGCAGCAACUGCGAAUACUCAUUGAUCAAGUCACUCAAGAGGCGGGCAUAAGCGAAGGAAGCGAGGCAACUCUUGAUAUAGUUGCCAGUAUUAUUAAUGGUAAGAUCAUACUCGAGCAACGGCAACUGUCCAUUGCAGCACAAAGUACAUUGCAAGAGUUGCAACAGCAGAUACAGCGUGUCGUCGGAAAUCAAGUUGCUCAAGUGAAUGAGGUAACCCCACUCGUCUUGCUGGCCGGCAACUUACGCAAUCCGGUUACUCAACAAACCAUUCUUUCGCUUGCCCAGCUGAUCGAUGAGUACCGUCAGGAAUUGCAACCAUACACCAAGAACCAAUUGGGCGGCAAUGGUGAUAUUGCUGUGCGUAAUAUUUUGAUCGAUCCUUUGGUUACCUACACUGAAGUGGUGGAUGCCGACCUUGUCAAUCUUAUCGACCAACAGCUAUUGCAGUCAAACACCAACAACCUGCAGCGUCUGAGCCAGAAAGUGGUGGCCCGUCAACAACGUUUGAAUUAUGAACCAUUCACCAUUUCAAUGAACAUUGAAUCCGAACUUCAACAGGAUGUUAGCAUUCGUAUUUUACUUGGCCCACAAGUCGAUUACACCGGUCGUCCCGUAUCUUUGGCACAAAACCGUCAGAACUAUAUUGUCAUUGACGCUUUCGUAAAACAAUUGCAGGCCGGCGAGAACAACAUCCAACGCUACUCACGUCAAUUUAACGGAUACAACAACGAAGUUUCCACCAUUAGUGAAAUUUAUCGUCAGGUAAUAACUGGACAGAAACAACAGCAACAGUCUGGUACUAAUAGUCAGCUUCCCCAACAUCUUUUGCUGCCACGUGGGACUACUAUUAAUGGAGGUUUGCCAGUGCAGAUAAUGGUUGUAGUGACUCCAUUGACUCAGCAAGAUCGCUUUUUGCUUGGAGAGGGUGUCAACGCACAACAAAUCAGUGGUGUUGGAAUCGCUGGAAUAGGCGUCGACCAGUUGCCGCUGGGCUAUCCAUUGGACAGGCAAAUCGUAGAUGAGCAGAGUCUAAAUGUACCGAAUAUUUUGGCAACCGAAACUGUGAUACAGUAUGACAGUCGUACUCGGGCUUGCGAUAAGCUUAUGAAGUGUCAGUCGAAAAUUGAAGAAAUCGACGAGGAAGACAUAGUCCGUGAGGAGUUAGAGGACCUAAUAGUGGAAACUAAGGCCGUUAUAAAAUUUAUUCUGGCGAGAAAUAAAUCGUCAAUAGCCGAAACAUCUUUUGUUGCACCUCACAGCUCGCGACUACCGAAAAUGUCGCCACCUAAAUUUAAAGAGGAAUAUUCAGAAUUAAAAAAUUUUAUAAUUCUGUUCGAGAGUUUAGUGCACAACGAUCCUACAAUCCCAGACAUUGAGAAAUUUAAUCACUUGGUUAACUGUCUGUCUGGUGAAGCUUUGGGAACGGUAAAGGCCUUCCAAAUGUCGGACGAAAAUUAUUCGAAGGCGUUGGCUAUUUCCAAACUUUUUGAACUGCCAACUAUCCCAAAGCCAUCUGCGCUUUCAUUGCACACAAUGAUCGAUACAGUGUCGGCUGUUUACGACUCGUUGCUGUCGUUAGGUGACGAGGAAAACAUCAUAAUUCAUCUGGUAAUGUCGAAAGUUGACCCCGUUACUCGGUCAAAGUGGGAGGAACAGUUGGAUUAUGAUAAGCUGCCAUUAUGGUGUAAGUGUGAGGCAGCAUUAAAUAAACGCUACCAACAUCUAUCUGCCGAUAAAGCCUCAACGUCGAGGCUAAAGCCGUCAAUCAGUCACAGCAUACAGAAACCCCACCUUCAUGCGGAAAGGACAAAAGCUGCCUUAGUGACUUCAAAUAUAAAACAGCCGGUGUGUCCAUACUGUCAAUCAAAGGAUCAUAGUACACCCGCGCGUUCAUUGGACGCCGAGGAAUGCCGCCGAAUAUAUACAGCGACAACGCCACCAACUUCGUCGGCAGUGAAGUCCGCCAAACAUCUUCUCGUGCGCGCAAUCGGCAACGCGCUGCUCACUGCCGAAGAACGCUGCUCGUCGAGAGUUGUCCAAGUUCUCAACAUUUCGAACAGUUCAAGUAAUAUGAAGAGGUUUAUCUUAACACUGAGCUGCUUGAUCAGCGCAGUAUCAGCCGGUGUGCUGGACUCUCCUGGUAGGCAAAGUGAAGGUAGUGUGGAUCGGAAUAAAAACAACAUUAGGAGUAUUGGCACGCAGCGCCUUUCUCAAAUGACUCAUGAAGACCUGGUGCAUCAGAAGUUUUUACUAGACAUUCUCCAACACGUCAAUGAGCCCAUCAACAACGACGAAGAACUCCCACAAAUUUCAGAAUUUCAAUUGGAACAGCUUGCGGGCGAUCAGCAACUUUAUGACGGGGGCAUCGAUAACCAAAUGGCCAAUGUGAUCGAAAUGAGUCGUAGCCAAGAGUUAUUGAGCAAAGAAGAAGUGUUCAAUAUAGCCAAUGAUGAACAUAUGCAUCAAAUGGUUGGGCUGUAUCGUCUCUUCGUCCGUUCUCGCGACUGGAAUACUCUACAGCGAAAUAUACUCCACGCUCGCAUUCAUGUGAAUGGUGUUCUCCUGGUCAACUCACUGCUCUUAGCCAUCAGAGAUCGAGAUGAUUCUCAGAACUUGCUUAUACCUGGUAUACAUGAAAUUUUACCCGAACUUUAUCUAAACGAAGCUGUAGUCCAGGGUACUGGAGACAUUGAUUUGAAUCAGUGGACUAAUUCUCGCCCGAAUAUAGAAACUGAUCACACGAGCAUACUAGAAAUGAUUGGAAGAAAUAAACUUUUGAAUAGAAAAACUCAUAGAGUGGGUUCGAUGAUGGACUGGAAACAGUUAUGGAUGCCGUGGCAUGAAAUGCGAAUGCAGAUUCAAGCGCAAAAAGUUGGUGGUGUGAACGUUCCCAAGCGCAUUUGGAUUCGUGAUGACGAUCGUAUUGUCUUGCCAGUAAUACCGCCGAUAAAUCUUGUGAGUAAGGAAAGAGAGAUUCGACUACUUACAGAAGAUGUUGGUUUUCAAUCGUUUUUGCACUUCUUUAUUAAUGAUUUGUGUAUAAAUGAGAACGAAGUCAUGGAACAAAACAGACAGCAACCAGCCAUGGGAUUAAAUAAUGCUAACUUGGCUCGAAUUGGCUUGGAAAGAAACGUAGGAUCGAUGUUAGAAAAUGAAAUUCGACAUCGCAAUGACGAAGUUAACGAUGAAUCUAUGAGAAAUACCGACUCUGUGAUCACCAAUACCAGCAAAGACCAAGUUUUAAACAUUGGUAGUCGUAGGUGGUCCAAAACGAAUGCCGACAUCCAUACGCUUAGUAGCGCUAAUUCGGCAAAAGGAGUCAUGAAUCAUGAACAAGCAACUGACGAUCAAUCUUCCAACCCUCGCUGGCAGCAACAGGUAUCGUCAUUAUCGGGCGACAUUAGAGAUCGAUUUGUAGGAGCCCAACCUCCUACAAUGGUCAUUGACGACGUUAAUGAGCGUCAAGUCUUCAAUACUAAUAUGAAUAGCAAAGAUGAAGGCAAAGUGAGCCUUGACAUGGAUGUCGGUAUGGGAAUGCCAAUGGACUGGAACAGACAAAUGGCUAUGCAUCGACAAAGGGUUAACCAUGUUCAGAAGAAUAAAUUGGACAAGAAUUUGCCAGAAAUUGAUAUCAACGAUGAGCGCUUAUUGCACGUCAGCCGUCGACGGCUCAAUCAGUUAAAGUGGUCCAUGGAGCAAAAAGAACGUCAACAGCAGACUGAAGUUGACGAAAGAGGUAGCCCCAGAGUCAAUACGCAAUGGCUGCCACUUGAUAGGUUCAGUGGAAACGGGUUAAGUGCAAUCCGAUACAAAGUUAUUGAUGCUGCGAUUCGAAAUGAAAGACAUGUAGAAAAUCCAAGGAUAUGGGCGACGGUUGCUCGUGGUAUGGGAAACAUUGGAAUUCAUGUAGGGCCCCAGUUUCGCAAGCAAAGUGGAAGCAAAAGUGAUGAAAAAGAUGGUGGGGCGGUAAAUAACGGCCGCCGUCCAAUUAUUCACUGGGACAAUGAGCGUGACCUUAGCACACAAAAUGCUGAGGUUAGAACAGGAACCGAUAUGUCGCGCCAACGUACCCGUCGCAGUAUUAAAAUCGGUGAGGUUGUGAACCGUCAACGCAACGUCGAGCAAGCACGUGGAGGAGAGUUGCUAUUGCAUAACCUUCAACAGUUAAUAGCUCGAAUCAAUCUGGAGCAGAUUUCUCUUGGUCUAAAUGAUGCACUUCCCUCCCGCUUUAACACACAACGUCUCACAAACGCUGCAGAUGAACGGUUCGCGCUGCGCUUAAACGAUAUGCGGCAGAACAACCGCCGCCAACGAAUAUUCCUCGAUAGAAUCAAUGAAGUUGAAAAGCGUCUAAAUUUGAUAAUAGAGCUGGAAAUCGCUCGCACCAUUGAAUCUAAGCGAGUGACAGCUGUUCGCAAUAACGGCGAUAUCGAUCGCAUUAUUGGGAACGCCCUUAUGGGUAAAGGGGUCCUCGGCAAAGAUGUGAGCAUUUUGAACGUUUUGCGUGAGAUAAACUCCCAGACUGAGGACAUUAAUGGCGACAUUCAGAAAAUAACUCUUGUUACUAUGAAUAUAAGGGAUCCAAUUGUAUUACACUUACUGCGUCGGAUAGUGCGCAUGGCUGAUUUACAACGGCAACAAGCGCUAGGCAGCUACCGCAAAGAAGAAAUUGAAAUGUCUGGAGUUGCCAUCAAUGAUGUUGAAGUUGGCCGGUUACGGACCUAUGUUGACACCACCGAUGUGGAUCUCAUCAAUGCUCUCGAUGCGAAGCACACACUCACUCCCAAUCAGGGCCCAGCGAACUCUCAACGAAUGCUUGUUACACGUCAACAACGUCUGAACCACCAAACGUUCACCAUCAACGUUGAUGUUACCUCAGAUCGCAAUCAACGCGUAGUCGUGCGUACUCUUCUAGGGCCGAAGACUGGUGUCAAUGGUCUUGGCUUAAAUGACCAACGUCAAAAUUUUAUCUUGCUGGAUACUCAGGUAGUUGAUCUUCACAACGGGCACAACCAGAUUACACGCAAAUCUGGCGACAUCAACUGGACCUCACGCGAUACAACUCCAUUUACCGAAGUUUACAAGCGCGUCUUGCAGGCUCUCAAUGGUCAAAUGAACAUAAUCUCAGAUCAGUUACAAGGACAAACUUGUCGCUUCCCUCAUCGCCUACUGCUGCCACGCGGUAGAGUCAAUGGAUUGCCUAUGCAAAUGCUUACUGUUAUCACACCAGUGGAAAAUGGCGCCCCUACAAGACAAGCUCUUGAGAUGAGUAAUAGAAUCUGCGGUUUUGGAAUGAGCAAUCUGAAUACGGACCGACAGCCACUAGGUUUUCCGCUGGAUCGCCCCUUGCAGGACAUGCAACAGAUUACAUUACUGCCCAAUGUGCAUUUAAUGGACGUUCAGAUCUACCACGACAAUCAGUUAAAAACCCCAUAGCUUAAUGAAUGACUUAGAGAAUAUAUUGAACGUUAACGGUUGUAUCGACAUUGUCAAUUCCGAAAGCUGGAACCGAAUAUGCUUGAAAUGUGAUUAUACACAAAUACAUGCAUAUAUAUAAUAUGUAAAUAUGUAUUUGUGUAUGUAUGUAUGUAAUAAGUAUGUAAUUGUCUUUAAUUGAUUUUUUAAUAAAGAAAUAAUUUUCUACUGCAAAA
Messenger RNA from Anastrepha ludens (Mexican fruit fly), 8350 nucleotides. RefSeq lists its product as uncharacterized. Lineage: Eukaryota; Metazoa; Arthropoda; Insecta; Diptera; Tephritidae. The transcript is spliced from 9 exons. The record is from RefSeq and is a predicted model, not a curated record. The coding region runs from base 99 to 8135 and encodes 2678 amino acids.